Molecule: messenger RNA, 1729 nt
Organism: Zerene cesonia (dogface butterfly)
Lineage: Eukaryota; Metazoa; Arthropoda; Insecta; Lepidoptera; Pieridae
Gene: Rad17
Product: cell cycle checkpoint protein RAD17
Exons: 10
Coding region: 183-1658 (491 amino acids)
Biological process (GO): DNA damage checkpoint signaling; mitotic DNA replication checkpoint signaling; DNA repair
Molecular function (GO): chromatin binding
Source: RefSeq, a predicted model, not a curated record
AUCUUCUUAAUCUGUGACUCGAAUUUCCUGUGUUGAAUUUGAAUGUGUGCAUCGGUCAAUUUUAAUCGGUUUAUUGAAAAUAUAAAGACAUGAACAAUUUUUUUAUUAGAGAUAUAAAACACAUAUUAUAUGAAACCUUAGUGAACUUACACACCUUUUAAAGCAGCCUUUGUGAAAUAAUAAUGAACGGACCACAAAAGAGCAAGAAAUGGUUCAAACCUCUAUUCGAGUUUAACGAAACUGAACCACCGAAAAAGAUCAAAAAGAUUACAAGUAAAAUUGUUGAACCUAUAAACACCGAGGAAGAUAUAUGUGUGCGAAAAAAUAACAAUAAUAUAAAUCCUACUGUAACUAGUAAAAAUUGGAUGAGGAAUUUCGAUCCAGUUAAAGUCGAAGAUUUAGCAGUGCAUAAUAAAAAAAUUCAAGAGGUGGAAGAAUGGCUAAAAUUGUCAUGUUUAAACAGCAGCAGUAAUAUGUUACUACUGUCUGGGCCAGUGGGAUGUGGGAAAACAGCUUCAAUACAUACCUUAGCAGUUAAACAUAACAUAAAAGUUACAGAAUGGAUUACACCAGUUGAUAUAGAAUUUCCUUCAGAAUAUGGAGACUACCAAUUUAAAGAAUCCCAAUCAAAAAGAUUCCUUGAUUUUAUUAUAAAUGCUGCAAAUUUCACAUCACUUCUGGAUAACAAUAGCAGUAAAGUAGUGCUAGUAGAAGAUUUUCCUAAUACAUUUUUAAGAACACCUGCAGAAUUCACAGAUAUUUUAAAUCAAUAUAAACAAAGAGCAAAAUCCCCUAUAGUUUUCAUUUGCUCAGAGUCACAUACAGACAAUAAAAAUAUAGCACUCAAUCUCUUUACGCCAGCAUUGAAAGAGCAAUUCAAUAUUACACACAUCAUUUUCAAUGCUGUGUCAGUUACUGGUUUAAAAUCAGCAUUAAAACGGGCUGUUGAUAUUAUUACCAAAAAUUACUUAUCAAUGUACAAUAUACCAAGUUCCAGUGUUGUGGAUUCAGUUGUGAAUUCAUCUGGAGGUGAUGUGCGAUCUGCUAUUUUAAAUUUACACUUUGCAUCACUGAAAGGAUCAGCAAUAAACUUAGAAACUAGUAUUGUUCAUGAAAAAGAAGUGAAAAGUAAGACAACUAAAAAGAAAAAGAAUGUUUCUAGUAAAUUUAUGUCUUUGGGAAAGGAUCAAACUGUAAGCAUAUUACAUGGAGUCGGCAGAGUACUUAAUCCUAAAGUUAUAGUAUCGGAGGAUGGAAAGAAGAGUUUGACUCACUCGCCCAAAGACGUAAUUGAACAAUUUCUAAGUCAUCCCAGUUCAUUUAUAUCAUUUUUAGAAGAAAACUACUUACCUCACUUCUCUUGUCCAAAUGAUGUUGACAAAGCAGCCUCGGCCCUUAGUGAUAGUGACUACAUGCUAUCUGAGUGGAAUGAAAAGCUUUGCCAAGAGUAUGGGUUAUAUACAGCUGUAGCUGGUCUAAUGUUAGCUAAUAAAUCACCGGUCUCUGCUUGGAAUCCCGUCAGAGGCCCGAAAAAUAUGAGAGUACAAUAUCCGACAUUAAAAGAACUGCCUCAACUGGACAGUGACUAUUUGUACAAAGGAAAAGUACUGGUUUCCGAUUACCUUACCUAUUGCAAGAUUAUUGGGAGCAACAAUUAGUUUUAAGAAAAACAUACUGUGAUUCUUAAAAAUUAUUUAUUGUUAAUUAAUGAAUUAAACUUUAACAUACA